Molecule: messenger RNA, 1119 nt
Organism: Symbiodinium sp. CCMP2456
Lineage: Eukaryota; Dinophyceae; Suessiales; Symbiodiniaceae
Source: the annotation of a GenBank genome assembly
AUGAGCUCACAAGCACCGUGGAGCUGGCCACAAGUGCAGGACACCUGCGACCGCCGGCCAUGUACAGCUUCCCCCAACGGUAAUUACCUGCAGGCCUACAGAUCCGAGCUCACGGAGUUUGUGGACCUCGUGCGCGCCGGAAAUAACAGCGAGGUGCAUGCCAAGGAGCAAGUGGCCAUGCUCCGGCAUCCGGGUGUGGUUCGAGCCACCAUGGCUGCGGAGCUUUCCUGGAAGCUUGGCCGCACGGUGCAGCUGGCGGAGGUGGGCAACGUCUGUCACUCCGAGCAGACGGCCAAGAACAUGUUCGGAGACAGCUUUCGCAACUAUGAGAACUCGGAGCGACAGGAGAAAGUGGCGGCGACUUACGGGCUGAUGCACCAGAAUCAGACUGUUGAGUUCGUGCAGCAGCAACGGGAGAAAUGGCUGAAGUUCAACAAGGGUGAGUUCACGGUGAUGGAAGUGAUCUCCAUGCUGGAUGAGCUGGUGGACGAUUCGGAUCCUGACGUGGACAUCCCCAAUAGCAUCCAUGACUUCCAGACUGCGGAGCGCAUUCGUGAGCAGUGGCCCGGGGAGGAGUUUGACUGGUUCCACCUGGUUGGCCUUCUGCAUGAUCUGGGCAAGGUCAUGGCAUUGCCAAAGAUGGCGGGAAAAGACACCUUGCCACAGUGGGCGGUUGUUGGUGACACUUUCCCGGUUGGCUGCGCGCCCGCAGAGGAUUCGAUCGUCUUCCCGGAGUCGUUCCGUGAGAAUCCGGACUACAACCAUCCUGUCUUCAGCACGACCAACGGCAUCUACCACCCUGGCUGCGGCAUCACUAAGCUGAUGUUCUCCUGGGGCCAUGACGAGUACAUGUACCAGAUGUUGAAGUUCAACGGCUGCAGCAUCCCUGAGCAUGGUUUGAACAUGAUCCGCCUCCACUCCUUCUACCCCUGGCAUGACAAGGGGGCCUAUAGCCACCUUGAAAGUCAAGAGGAAGCGGAAACGAAGAAGUGGGUGAAGGAGUUCAACAAGUUCGAUUUGUACUCCAAGGCCGAUGCAGUACCCGAGAUAGAGGAGCUGAAGCCGUACUAUGCAUCCCUCCUGAAGAAGUACAACCUCGAUGGCAAGCUCCGGUGGUGA